Molecule: messenger RNA, 1451 nt
Organism: Haliotis rubra (blacklip abalone)
Lineage: Eukaryota; Metazoa; Mollusca; Gastropoda; Lepetellida; Haliotidae
Product: copper homeostasis protein cutC homolog
Exons: 8
Coding region: 86-826 (246 amino acids)
Molecular function (GO): copper ion binding
Source: RefSeq, a predicted model, not a curated record
UGUGUUAUCAAAACGAGGCGGGAUUUCCCUACUUCCGAUAGAGUAAACACGUGGAAGUGUUUACCAACUGCAGCUGAACCAGUCCAUGAUGGAAGUGUGCAUAGAUUCAGUGGCAUCAGCCAUCAAUGCAGAAAAGGGAGGUGCCAAGAGAGUUGAGCUGUGUGGGAACCUAAUGGAAGGAGGGACCACGCCCACUGUCGGUAUGCUAAAAGUAAUCAAGAAGAAAGUCCAAAUACCUGUUUUUGUUAUGAUACGACCCCGUGGAGGUGACUUCCUGUACAGUGACCUUGAGAUGGAGGUCAUGAAGCAGGACAUUGAGGAGUUGAAGCAAGCUGGAGCUGAUGGAUUUGUAAUAGGAAUUCUGAACUCAGAUGGUACUGUAGACAAGGAAAGGUGCAGUGACCUGAUAUCCCACAUAAGGCCCCGACCAGUAACAUUUCACAGAGCUAUUGACAUGACCCCUGACCUCCUGUCGUCUCUGGAGGCGGUCAUCUCCCUGGGGUGUGAGCGUGUCCUCACUAGUGGGGGUGAGGCCACUGCUCUAGAUGGAGCACCGGUCAUCAGGCAAAUGGUGGACAAGGCAUCAGAUGGAAUAAUAGUAAUGCCAGGAGGAGGAAUCCAUGAACGGAACCUGGCCCGAAUAUUGCAGUCAACUGGUGUUAAGGAGUUCCACUGUUCAGCUCGAGCUGCAGAACCGUCUGCCAUGAGCUUCCAAAAAGGCGGAGUCUCCAUGGGAGCCUCACUCUCGCCUCCAGAGUUCAGUGUCAAGGUCACAAGUAUGCCAAAGGUUAAAACAUUGACUGUUGUUGCUGGGACAAUUUUAUAGACCAUGAACUUUUUCUGUAUUGAGUCAGGGUUGUCAGUUACCUUGGCAACUGCUCAUCACUUGGUACCAAGUAUCAAUUAUAAACAUCGGAAAUGUACAAGUUACUGCUAAAUUGACAACCUGACAACUGACUGUUGAUCUGCAUGAUCUGUGCAGUCUGUAACAACAAAGAUGUUGUAGCAUGUGCACGUGAUGAGUUCAACUUGAUGUGCGCCAUGGAACUUCUGUGUCCCCUUCACCUGAAACUGAUUUCAUGUGGAACUUGUACUGUCUUGAACGGUGAUACCAAAACCAAUAUCUCUUUGUUUUAGAGUCGUCACUGACCUACCAUAUGAAUCUUACCUUUGUUAUACAUACUACUUAUAUAAACAAACAUAGAAUGUAUCUCCAUGUUUGUUUCAUGUGGACAGGUAUAAAUAUAAAAAAGAUGACAUAACAUGCAUGCUUUUCUAUGGUGCUUACAGCUACAGUGCCACCAUAUACGCAGAUAGACCUUUCAGAGAAAAUAUAGAGAACACUGCCAGUCCUUUUAUUCACAAAAUAUGGUAGAUACAGUAUGGUAGAUGUAUGGUGUACAAAACGGCAUGCUCUUGCACUUACAGAAAAUAUGUCUGAGCCUUUAAAA